UAAGCUACCGAUAAAAGAUGGGGUUCCACAAGGUUCAAUCCUUGGACCUAUCUUGUUCAGCUUGUAUAUUAACGAUUUACCUACUGUUGCACAGCACUGUAACAUUGAAUCGUACGUAGAUGAUUCCAAACUAUUUUUGGCUUUCUCCUUAAACGAAUUGGAUGAUGCUGUAACCAAAGUUAACCAAGAUCUGAAGUUGACCUUUGAAUCGUUUUGCACCAACUACCUACUUAUCAAUCCCACUAAGACAAAGUUAAUGGUAUUUGGAGUACCCCAACUUGUUUCCAAGUUACCUCAGGAUAUAACAUUUACUCUAAUGGACAAACAACUUACAAAUUCAUCAAAUGCGAAAGACCUUGGUGUCACAUUGGACCCAUAUCUGAACUAUAGCGAUCAUGUAGCUAACGUUGUGUCCUCUUGCAUGAGAGCUUUG
This is a messenger RNA of Paramuricea clavata, 433 nucleotides long. NCBI's taxonomy places the organism in Eukaryota, Metazoa, Cnidaria, Anthozoa, Malacalcyonacea, Plexauridae. The record is from the annotation of a GenBank genome assembly.